UAAGGGCUAGUCACUUUUUUACGUUUUGUAAACGUACUCUUAAUAUCGUACAUAGUUUGUAAAUCCUGUCUUGAUAACAAAUAACUUGCUUGAUAUACUUUUUAAUCUAAAUUGCAGUUGUGCCAGUGUGAAUGAAUAGUCCCAGAGUGUAAUUAUCCCUAUAAAGACUGAACGUUUGGAAACACAGUUUUUCAAAUGGCAUGAAUUGGCUAAGGGGAAUGGCCUUUUAUGUGAAAUUAUUUAUUUAUUCAUUAUUUAUUAACUUUUGGCCUGCUGUCAUCUGAAUUAACAGGAUGAUUAAUAGAUAACAAAUUAACAGGAUUACUGGCAUAUAAUUGUCAGUUAUUUGAUGAGAUAAAAUUAAGCAGCUAACUGAUGUGCUAGAAACAUAAACCAGGAAGAGCAGAGCAUGGUGAUCUGCAAUCAUUGACCAAGUCUUCUUGAUCGAUCUGGACACACCUUCCCAUCCACUUGAAUGAAAAAGUGUGUCCAAACUUUUGACUGGUAACUCACAGAUUCCUGGCUAAUUGGCCCUAGUUGCCCAGCCUACAAUGAACCUUGAACAAGAACGUUCACAAGUUUUCAGCUGUGACAACACAAACGAGAUAUGACUUUCCUCUGAUAACCCCUGUAACAACAAAGCCUGUUCUUCACUCACACUCUCGCUCAGCAGAGACUCAGAGGUGGAGAGCAAAGAUUCUCACUGUGAGAAGGCAGAGAAAGGGAAACAGAUUUUUUUCUCUCUCUCUCUUUCACCAAGAAAGAGACAUAAAAAGGUAGAAAUAUAGAUUUUUAUUUUGGGGGAGGGGGACUCAUAUUAGCCCUGCCUUCUGCACGUGCUCAGCUCUGCACAACUGUGUUCCUAGAUGGAGAGGAUGCAGGGAGAGGGAGAGGUGGACCACCUGGAGCGACCCAGCCCACUGACUGACAAGGAGAAGGUGAUGAUCCAGGACUCCUGGGCAAAAGUCUACCAGAACUGUGAUGAUGUCGGGGUGGCCAUACUAGUCAGGCUGUUUGUGAACUUCCCCUCAUCCAAGCAGUACUUCAGCCAGUUCAAGCACAUUGAGGAGCCAGAGGAGCUGGAGCGGAGCGCCCAGCUUAGGAAGCAUGCACACAGAGUCAUGAAUGCCAUCAACACACUGGUGGAGAGCCUUGACAACUCAGACAAGGUGGCCUCAGUGCUGAAGCUGUUGGGCAAGGCCCAUGCGCUCCGACAUAAGGUGGAGCCUGUGUACUUCAAGAUCCUGAGUGGUGUGAUACUGGAAGUCCUGGGAGAAGAGUUUCCAGAGGUUGUGACACCGGAAGUGGCCGCGGCAUGGACCAAACUCUUGGCUACGAUCUACUGCAGUAUCACUGCCGUCUAUGAGGAAGUGGGCUGGACUAAACUCUCAACCUCAACUGGAUGAAGCUUUUAGUCUGUGUUUAUUGGACCAUGCAUACCCAGAGACUUCCAAGUGUUGAGCCACAGCCUCGUAAGAAAGAGAUCGAUUAACUGGAUUGACUUUUGGAGGGAAGCAAUUUAUCUUUACAGAAAUUAAAAUCUGUGGAAUACAGUUUAAUGUAAUCUGAGAUUACUGAGAUUGGCUAGCUGUGUGUGUGUGUGUGUGUGUGUGUGUGUGUGUGUGUGUGUGUGUGUGUGUGUGUGUGUGUUCAUGGAUUGGAAGAGAAAACAGAAAGUAAAAAACUGAAAGCUCAACUCCAUGUUUUUGUACUACUGUAAAGGACCAAAUCAUUUAAACGAGAGUGCAAAGAGGGAGAAAAUGCAAACAUUAACCCUGAAGUGGACGAGAGGUCACAUUUGACUUGGAUGUGCCUUCUAACGAAUGUGUAUAUCUAGAAACUGCCAUGUAAAUACUAUUCUUUCUGAAUAUCAUGUGAUGUUUCUCCAAUGAUUGCUUUAACCAGUCUGUAUCCACUUGUGUACACCUUAUGAGACAUUUUUACAUUUUUAACAAUUAACUGUAAUGAUUGUACAUUUUGUCAUUAUGACUCACCUUUGUAUCUGUA
Thunnus maccoyii (southern bluefin tuna) is the source of this 2007-nucleotide messenger RNA. Its product is annotated as cytoglobin-1-like. Gene Ontology annotation, molecular function: iron ion binding; oxygen binding; heme binding. Gene Ontology annotation, biological process: oxygen transport. Bases 867 to 1406 code for a protein of 179 amino acids. The record is from RefSeq and is a predicted model, not a curated record. Lineage: Eukaryota; Metazoa; Chordata; Actinopteri; Scombriformes; Scombridae. The transcript has 6 exons.